UUAAAGAUAUAUAUAAUGAAUUCACUCAAGACAAAAUAAGGACAUAGAAUACCAAUUGAUAAAUUGCCAAUUGUCAUUUUUUUCUUAUUAUUUUUUAUCAUUAUUUAAAUUCCAAUCAAUUCAUUCAGAAAUUUUUUUUUAAUUGGUCAAUUUAACCACAGCACAUGGUAGAGCCUCCGGAGGGAUGUGCUCUUGAUCACAUCGUUGUUGAAACAUGACAGAAUUUGACGCACUGCACACACACUGAUGGUCCGUUGACAGUGAAAGGUCAGGGUGAGUCUUGAUAAUCAUCUCAUGUACACUCGCAACAUGUCCUGCUCCUUCUCCUUCUUCAUCUCUUUCUUCUUCUCCCCGCGUCUGUGUCGCCUUCUCAUGCACGUUCAUGCCGACAGUACACGCCUGCUGGACUCACACAAGACACGUGACGCAAAUAAAACAAGUGUUUUCACACUCCACUUAAAGAGCUGAGACUCUUGCUUCUCCAGACACACAAACACGUUGUUUGAUUCUCAUCAUCAUACAUUUCUAUUGCCAAUAGGUCCUGAUUAUCACAAACCAAAGGUCUCAGGGCCAAAACAAUUCAAGCAGAACGCACACACGCGCACACACGCACAGAAACACAACAGAGUAUCCUGUGAUAGAACCACUAUCAGCACCUGACACCUCGAAAACAGGAAAAACGUUUCAGCAGGAACACAGAUGUGCUGGAGUGUUUAGGGGAGGGGCAUGAACACAGCUAUAAAACCCCUCUGGAGAGAAGUCUGUCUCAACUUCACUCUGCUGAGAAACGAGCGGGACUGUCUCCGUCAUGUCGUACUACGAGCAUAUCCUCUUGGACUACGACUCAAAUGAUACGGGUUCGGGUUCUGGUUCUGGUUCUGGUGAGCUGGGGAUGGAUCUGCAGGAGCCCUGCCAGGUGGAACACGUGAUGACCUCUGAGCUUCAGCAGGUCUUCUUGCCCGUGGUCUACGCGCUCAUCUUCACCCUGGGCAUCACCGGAAAUGGCCUGGUCGUCUUCGUGCUGGGCUGCCAGCGCAGGUCCAAAUGCAGCCUCACAGACCGGUACCGCCUCCAUCUCUCAGCUGCCGACCUCCUCUUUGUCCUGGCACUGCCCUUCUGGGCCGUGGAUGCCGCCCUGAACGACUGGCGCUUCGGGCCGGCCACCUGCAUCGGCGUGCAAGUUAUCUACACCGUGAACCUGUACGGCAGCGUGCUCAUCCUGGCAUUCAUCAGCCUGGACCGCUACCUGGCGGUGGUCCGAGCCACAGAUACCAACACCGGUGGGCUGAGGCAGCUGCUGGCACACAGACUGGUGUAUGUAGGUGCCUGGUUGCCUGCUGGUCUGUUGGCAGUGCCAGACAUGAUAUUUGCCAGGACUCAGGAAGGAGGAGAGGGGGCCACUCUGUGUCAGCGGUUCUACCCAGCAGACAAUGCUCCUCUCUGGGUGGCAGUGUUCCACCUGCAGCUGGUCCUCGUGGGUCUGGUGAUCCCCGGCCUAGUGCUGCUGGUGUGCUACUGCGUCAUCGUCACCAGGCUGACCCGGGGCCCGCUGGGGGGCCAGCGGCAGAAGCGGCGAGCGGUCAGGACCACCAUCGCGUUGGUGCUCUGCUUCUUCGUGUGCUGGCUGCCCUAUGGGGCGGGCAUCUCCGUGGACGCCCUGCUGCGCCUGGAGGUCCUGCCCCGCAGCUGCAGCCUGGAGGCUGUCCUUGGCGUGUGGCUGGCGGUGGCUGAGCCCAUGGCGUUCUCACACUGCUGCCUGAACCCACUGCUCUAUGCCUUCCUGGGUGCCGGGUUUAAGAGUUCAGCCCGCAGAGCCCUCACUCUGAGCCGGGCCUCCAGUUUGAAGAUUUUGCCACGAAGAAGAACUGGGGCCUCCACGACCACAGAAUCAGAGUCCUCCAGUUUACAUUCCAGCUAGUGUUGACCUGCGCUGUUGGGUGUGUGUGUGUGUGGUGUAUAUACUGUUAUUUGUGUGUGUGUGUGUGCAUGUGUGUGUGUGUGUGUGUGUGUGUGUGUUUACACAAAGUAUGUUGUAUCUGAGAAGAUGAGGAGCAGUCUGCUGGCCCACGACUCGUCCUCUCCCUCAUCGUGGGGGUUUUUCUCUUGUAAAUAUUGCUUUAAAAAAGUUUUCAGUUCUGGCGUGUUUGUACCGUUUUGCACAUGUUUGUAAUAAAAUGAAAAAAACAA
Molecule: messenger RNA, 2187 nt
Organism: Scophthalmus maximus (turbot)
Lineage: Eukaryota; Metazoa; Chordata; Actinopteri; Pleuronectiformes; Scophthalmidae
Product: C-X-C chemokine receptor type 4-like
Exons: 4
Coding region: 809-1918 (369 amino acids)
Biological process (GO): brain development; neurogenesis; immune response
Cellular component (GO): membrane
Molecular function (GO): G protein-coupled receptor activity
Source: RefSeq, a predicted model, not a curated record